Dermacentor silvarum is the source of this 1544-nucleotide messenger RNA. RefSeq lists its product as uncharacterized. Gene Ontology annotation, molecular function: nucleic acid binding. Lineage: Eukaryota; Metazoa; Arthropoda; Arachnida; Ixodida; Ixodidae. The record is from RefSeq and is a predicted model, not a curated record. Gene Ontology annotation, biological process: DNA integration. The transcript has 2 exons. Bases 633 to 1409 code for a protein of 258 amino acids.
UUGAAUGGCAUUCACACGGUGCAAGCGGAGCUUACGGCUGACAACCUUGUGAAAAGGUAUGCCAGUGUUUUCACUCCUGGGUUAGGACUGAUAAAGGGCUUUCAAGCGAAACUUUCCUUAAAAGAAGGUAGCUUGCCAGUGUUCUGCAAGGCACGUCCAGUACCAUAUGCCAUAAGGGAGCGAGUUAAAGAAGAGCUAGAUAGCCUACAAGCUGAUGGGGUACUGGUGGGUGUAACGCAAAGUGACUGGGCCACGCCGUUGGUGGUAGUCGAAAAACCAGGGAACAAAGUGCGUCUUUGUGGAGACUAUAAAGUGACAGUAAAUCCCUGCGUUAAAACUGAUCACUACCCGCUGCCAACGGUUGAAGACAUGUUCGCGGUCCUAGCAGGAGGCAAAGUGUUUACCGUUUUGGACUUGUCGUCAGCGUACCAGCAAAUUGAGCUGCACCCUGACUCGCGGCCCUUGUUGACUAUAAAUACACACAUUGGCUUAUUCCAAUAUGUUCGAAUGCCCUACGGCAUUUCCAGUGCACCAGCAGUAUUCCAAGCAAUCAUGGACGAGUUGCUGAAGGGAUUGUGUGGAGUAGUUUGUUACCUUGACGAUGUGCUUAUCACAGGUGCCGACUACAACGAAUGCCUGGCACGUGUAGAAGCAGUCCUGCAGCGCUUCGAGAAGCACGGCGUCAAAUUUUCCUCAGAUCCAAUGCUGUGCAACACGUCAAGACACCUCCGUACCAUCCGGCUUCGAAUGGGGCAGCAGAGAGGCUCGUCCAGACGGUAAAGAAGAACUUGGUACGCCAACUGCGAGACAAGAGGCGCUCGGGGCAAGCCCGAACCAUUCAACACCGGCUGGACCAGUUCCUCUUCACAUACCACAACACGCCAUGCUCCACGACUGGUAAGACUCCUGCACAGAGUUUCCUGUCUUGGGCACCGCGGACGCGUCUCAGCAUUUUGCACCCUGAAUUAGCCAAGCGGUCAGAGCCUACUCCAUCUAGAGAUCAAGACAAGGGACAGAAAAAGAAUUGGAGGGAAUUUGAUGCAGGAGAACGAGUCCGGGUGAGAGGUAUCCGACCAGGCGACCCGCACUGGUUAGAAGGAACGAUUGUUCGCCGUGUCAGCGUUGCAACUUACAUAGUCAAGGUGGAAGGCCAGGAGCGAUUCAUGCAUGCUGAUGCCAUUGUUGAUACAAGUACUCCUCUUACUCUACCCAGAACAGUGCGCAUCACUGGCGCACCUCUAGCGCAACCUGGUCCGGCGACCCCUGAAGAAACAGAGGAAACUCCUACCGAGGUCCAGGAACCAACUUCGGAAGCUACAGAUUCUACCGCCGCUGAAGAACAACCUCCUGAACCUCUGCCACGCCGAAGCACAAGGGUUCGGCGACAGCCUGAAAGAUAUGGAUAUUAAAGAAAAUAAGGGAGAAGGAAUGCUGUAUCUAAUAAAAGGACAAAGCGCGGUGACGUCACUACUGACGCACCGCAACUUGUGCGUAUAUAUUGCCAAGCAAGAUGCUGGCUUAUCAGAUUAAACUGUUCGCCACGA